Messenger RNA from Sodiomyces alkalinus F11, 762 nucleotides. RefSeq lists its product as hypothetical. The transcript has a single exon. NCBI's taxonomy places the organism in Eukaryota, Fungi, Ascomycota, Sordariomycetes, Glomerellales, Plectosphaerellaceae. The coding region runs from base 152 to 595 and encodes 147 amino acids. The record is from RefSeq and is a predicted model, not a curated record.
GCGUAAAACUACAGCGGCAUAUCGGCACUACUUCGAAUGCCUGCACAACGCGUCUCUCGAACGAGACAUACCUUUUUCUUGGCCUAUGUAUAUCAUUUGAAGCCGGCCGCGCCUUUCCUUUUUUUUUCCUUUUCUCUUUUUUGUUUCUUUCAUGUCGCCUAUCUCGUAUCUCCCAGGACGCACCUGCCUGGCACGCAAAACGUCGUUCUUUCCAUUUUUCUUUAUUUCUUUUUCCAGUAUACCCAUGGGACUUUGCUGUUGGCGUUUGUCUCGAGCCGUGAGCUUCUUCGUUUCGCCCACGUCUUACCAUCUAUCACACCGAUACGGUAGACUCACGAAUCGACGAAAGCGGUGGCAGCUGAACCAAGAGCUCGAGUGCUAUACUCUUAUAGGCUUCGAAGAGAAGAGGGACGGAGGAAAGUGGAAAAGGAAACCGGGCCAUCAAGAGCCUGGAUGGAUGUACAUUAGGCUGGAGCAGGCAAGAAAUAGACAGAUAUAUCAUAUACAUGCUUUGGGGCAGUAUCGGCUUGGAUACGGUAGACAGCCGUUGGUUCGGCGCCCCGUCGAGCUGGACAGACCGCGAGGAGAAAAAUAGAGAUUGGCAAAUUUUGGAUGAAUUUGGGAUGUGCCGCAUGAAGAUCGAACAACAAGCGGUUUCACGCCGCACGCCAUACGCCACAUUUCUGUAUGACAACGGCGGCAGCGGUAAAAGAUAAGCGGCUACUCGGUGCCGUUGACUUCUUUUAUCUUGGACGACGCGAC